GAUGUGGUGUAAUAUUUCACGGCAAAUGAUGUGUGAGCAAUAGGUAUUAAAUCUUGUGCAUUAAUUGUGGAGUAUGAAAUAUAGCUCAUGUAAUAAAUGUAAGAAAAAUGGCCAUUUUCCACGACGAAAUUGGGCAUGCAGGAUGUCAAAUGAAAGCUCAGAGACUGUAGUUUCGGGAUGUGGUGUAAUAUUUCACGGCAAAUGGUGUAUGGGCCAUAUGUAUCAAAUCUAGUGCAUAAAUUGUGGAAUAUGAAAUAUAGCUCAUGUAAAUUAAAUCUAUGAAAAAGGGCCACCAGGGUCACCAGAAAAAAAGGCUUUUAUUUGUCUGUGAGGAGUAGCCUACAUGUUCGUCUGCUACUAGGCAAAUGCCAGUGUCAUCGCGUAUUUGCAGUCAGCACUGCCCCCUGUCGGUAGAAAAUUGCAAUAUUUAAGGUGGAAUGGAAACUUGACUACACCGCAUUCUGAAUGUGCGGCCAACUUCAGCUUCCAAAAACACUGCAUUGCACUUUGAAAAGGCACAAGUGCUAUGAUAACGCAUAGUUUGCAUAUCUCGGGCAUAAAACCUAGCCUAUAUUGUAUGCCUUUAAUUAGAGGCGCAUUUACAAGAAAAAAGUCUGUUUGCUUUCAUGGAGGAGCACUGCAGGUGCACAAGUCCACGUGCCGAGUGCAACCAUCAUCACCGUCGGACCUCUUGGAAGAAGUGUUUACGGACGACAAUUUUCUUCAGAGCCCCCUGCGGACAGAUAGCUUCUCACUGCCAAAUGCCAGAAAUGCCUCAGAAGAUAUGCUGGAGAAAAGACUUGUGGUCCUAAGAGGUAUACUGAAUAGUGAACAGCUUUACCUGAAUGAACUGGAGACACUGUUGAUGCCCAUGAAGGCCCUCAAAGCCACAGCAGGGACCUCCCAGCCAGUCCUGUCCUGCCAGGACAUCCAGACGGUGUUCUUCCAGGUGCCAGAGCUGCUGGUCCUCCACAAGGACUUCUACCAGGGCCUCAAGGCCCGGCUGGAAGGGGCCGUGGAGCAGGACGAGGACCUGGGGAGCGAGCUGCACCAGGGGGCCUACCAGUUUUCUGUGGGAGACCUCUUCCAGAAGUUGGUUAGCCAGCUAGCGACCUACCGCGGCUUCAUCGAUAAUUAUGAGAGUGCUGUGGAGAUAGUGCGGUGCUGUACGCAGACUGACCAGAGGUUUAGAACACUUGCUGAGAGCAUGAAAUCAGGGAAAGGAUCGGACAACUCUCAGACAGAAUACACGUUUGAAGCACUCCUGUAUAAACCUCUGGACCGUGUGACCAAGACCACUCUUGUAUUACAUGACCUGCUGAGUCACACUCCUCCUGAUCACCAUGACAACGCCCUCCUCCAAGAGGCUCUUCGGAUCUCCAGUAGCUUCCUGUCGGGGCUCAAUGAGACGUCUCAGUGCAAGAAAGCCGUCACUCUGUCCAAGGGCAUGAGGCGGCAGCUGAUGCACGAUGGAUUUGUGGUGUGUGCGUCUGAGCAUGGGCCCAGCCUGCGUCAUCUCUUUCUCUACACAGACCUGCUGUUAUGCGUCAAACUCAGAGGCUAUACAUUAGGGAGGCAGACUCAGUACAGGUACAGCUGGCACAUGCCCUUGUUUGGGCUGCGCGUGCACUGGGCAGGAGAAGGGGACCACCCGCCAGAGCUCAAGCAGCGCAUCAGCUGCAUGAAGGCCAAGAUGUACCAGCUCAGAGAGGCUCUCGCACAGCAAACGGGUUAUCAGAAAAAGGGAUUGCAUUCACGUUUCAUGGAUCGUAUUCAGAGGAAGCUCCAGGAGUGUGAACUUUGGUUGCUCACACACUCACCAAGCCUGACCUUGGAGUUGCACAGCACCAGCGGCAGGAGUCACACUCUGCUGAUGUCGUCUCUUCAUCAGCUGGAGGAGUGGAGGGAAGCCAUUAACAAACUCAUAGGAGAGAACACAGACACAGUUCCCCCAGAUUUGCUCACUCUCACCAACUCCUGUGUCAAGCUCAGAAUGACCCAACAGCCGCACCUAGAAAGCCUGCAUUAUGGUAAUGCAGUCCGGUCUCUGUGUGGCACUCUCAGUGUGGUCAUCCACUCAUGCAGUGGUCUGCAGCAGCCAGCUUGUGUGUGGGUGUGUGUGGAGGUAGACGGCUUUGAGUUCUAUAGCAACAGAGCUCAGACUCACUCCUCACUCAACAGCCUCAACCCCCAGUGGAACCAGGAGAUCUCCUUUCAGGUAGAUGGAGCAAAGAAUCUAAGGGUAGUGUGUGUUACCCCAUCGGAAAAUGGUAAAGAGGACAGGGUGACGGGUCGUGGCUCACUGAAGCUUGACCCUGCCAUCACCAAAAAGUGGAAGAAACUGAACCUGCCCAUGGGCCAGCUGGAACUCAGCCUGUCAAUUAUGUACUCGCCCCAUCCCCUGGACCCACCAAGCUCCACCCUCCCCCAGCAGCUGCCAGUGUUCUCCAUUCCGAUUGAAGUGGUGGCUCAGCAGGAGGGUGUGCUGGUGCCCCAGGUGGUGCGCUCCUGUGCGGAGGAGGUGGAGAGGAGGGGCCUGCAGGAGGAGGGCAUCUACAGAACCUCCGGCUCCGCCAAGGACAUCCAGCUCCUCAAACACACAUUUGACACAAACCUGGGUGAGGCUCUGAAAUGUGUGAGGUCAGCUGAGGUCAAUGUGGUGUCCGGGACGCUGAAGCUUUACUUCAGAGAUCUGCCGGAACCACUGUUCCCUGUUGACCAUUAUCAUAGUCUAAAGAAAGCUCUAGAUCUUCCUGACUUGAGCUCCAAGCAAAGCACUCUGCAGAACAUCCUGGAGUCGUGCCCGGAUGCCAACCGUAACACCCUCCUCUACCUCUUCCACCACCUUAGGAGGGUGGCUGAACGGGUGGAUGUGAAUAAGAUGUCCAUAAUGAAUUUGGCCACGGUGUUUGGGCCAAGUCUCUUGCGCCCCCCUGUGUCACGAGUGGACAUCUCAGAGGAGGUGGUGGUACAGGUGCAAGUGGUUUUUUUUACCUGCAGUGUAAUGACCUGCCCACUCCUCUCACCUCUCUACCAGUGGAUACAGAGAAUGAAGAGGAAACCAUUAUGUGAACUACAUUUCCCAGAAUUCUUUGAGGUUGAAUGUUAAACGUUAUGGCAUGUACAGUACCUGUAUUUAUUGAUAACCGCCCAAUAAUGCACCAAAAUCGGUCAAGACUACAUUCAUGUAUAUCUGUAAACCUAGAAUGUCUAUUGUAAAUUAGUUAUUAAACAUGUUUAUUAAUUAAA
Molecule: messenger RNA, 3249 nt
Organism: Alosa alosa (allis shad)
Lineage: Eukaryota; Metazoa; Chordata; Actinopteri; Clupeiformes; Clupeidae
Product: active breakpoint cluster region-related protein
Exons: 22
Coding region: 527-3109 (860 amino acids)
Biological process (GO): signal transduction; positive regulation of GTPase activity
Cellular component (GO): membrane
Molecular function (GO): guanyl-nucleotide exchange factor activity; GTPase activator activity
Source: RefSeq, a predicted model, not a curated record